AACAUUGGUUCUUUCAUAUUUGGCUAUCAGGACCGUGGUGCAAGUCGUGCUGAGGCAGCCUCAGCCUUGCGCUCAACGCGUCCUCUUCGAGUACUCGGUCGCGCCUCGUUGCCUCUCUCUUUCACUCUUUCACAUACUCCAUCAGUCUACGAAGGAACAUCAUCGAAUCACAACAAUGUCUCGAGUAAGGCCAAGAGAAGUGUCUGAUGAAGAUAAUGCGCCCCCGAGGAAGAAACAGAAGCUUACACCGUCUUUACCCUGGUGCGCGACUUUGCCUUACAAGCCCACUGCUACCCCGCGGUCUUAUGCUGAGAAGUUAGAUUCGCCCCUCAUUACCAUCACCGCUGGCCUCGACUCGAAGAGCUUCCAAGUGCACAAAGAUAUGCUGACAGACGCCGCGGAGUUCUUCGUGAAGAUGCUCGAUGGCCCUUUCAGAGAAGGACUCGGAAGACAAGGUAGAUUUUCCCGAAGACGGUGAAGAUGCCUGGAAGGAGUUGAUCGAUUGGUGCCAUACCGGAUCUAUCAAACCUCUCGAGCAAUCGGAUCGCGAUGCGGCUUCAGACAACUCGACCUCUCGCCGGUCGUGUUGGAUUCGACUGAAACUUUGCUGUCUAGCCGACAAGUAUGGUAUAACGCUUCUGCAUAACCUUGCUAUGGAUACCAUCAUCGAUUACUUUAAAGGUUGCGGAUCAAGUCCUUUUAUGGACUUUGAUAACUUCAGUGUUUGGAGCUCAUACGUAUACGACAACACCCCCGAACAGUCGGGUACCCGCGACUUCAUAGCUUACUACUUCUACUAUGAAUUAACGUACAAAGUACCAUUCUCAUUCAGAGGUGAAGGAAAGAGAACGCCGUACGCAAUCGAUGACCUCGACGAGCUCUCGCACACCAUCCCAGACCUUCAGAAGCGGCUCUUUUCCCUUGUCCGACAGGCAGCUAUCAAACAUUUUUGGCUCCUCUCGCCGUGUACAUUCCACAAUCACUCAACACCAGGAGUGAUGUGGCCUGAGAGUCUCGAAUGUCCGAUUAGCCUCACUGACCCCGUCGGAAAAUGGCCAGAAGAAUGUUUUCGUAUCCAGUACUAUAUCCAGGACAGAACACUGAAAGGCACAGAACUGUUCGACGUCAGGCAGGUAGCUACAGAGCUAAAGUAUAUGAAUGAUGGAAGCUUCAACUCCCAGCUUGAGCGACUGAACAGAGCAAAGGUCAUUACCUGGGUGGCUCCUGAUACAAGCUUCAAGCUUACACCCCCAAGUAACGAGAUAGGUUAGUACUCGGUGCUCAUAUUGUUGCUAUACCCAAUACCCUGUAAUACCAAACCAUCCAGGGCCUGGAAUUCUCUACCUGGACAAAUCUCACCCCCACGCAAAAGCGGUCCACGAUCAACGAUGGAGGUUCCUCUCUGAACUCGACGAAACCAAAGUUCGUGGAUGAGAGAACUUGUAUUAGCUAUGUCUCCUGGAUUCUUGUUGUAUAGAAUGAUAGGACAAAUUGUAUUGUAGAGUCCCCAAUCAAAAGUGUAC
Molecule: messenger RNA, 1523 nt
Organism: Mollisia scopiformis
Lineage: Eukaryota; Fungi; Ascomycota; Leotiomycetes; Helotiales; Mollisiaceae
Exons: 2
Coding region: 423-1271 (282 amino acids)
Source: RefSeq, a predicted model, not a curated record